Molecule: messenger RNA, 2322 nt
Organism: Pediculus humanus corporis (human body louse)
Lineage: Eukaryota; Metazoa; Arthropoda; Insecta; Psocodea; Pediculidae
Product: 3-hydroxyacyl-CoA dehyrogenase, putative
Exons: 13
Coding region: 1-2322 (773 amino acids)
Biological process (GO): fatty acid beta-oxidation
Cellular component (GO): mitochondrion; mitochondrial fatty acid beta-oxidation multienzyme complex
Molecular function (GO): enoyl-CoA hydratase activity; long-chain (3S)-3-hydroxyacyl-CoA dehydrogenase (NAD+) activity; NAD+ binding
Source: RefSeq, a predicted model, not a curated record
AUGGCGCUGGUCAGAUUGUCAGGUGUAUUUAGCCAAAUUUCAAAGUCUAAUUCAAAGUUUUUAAGAUGCACCGGUAUAAGCAGAAAAUUUUCAAAUGCCCCAAAAGAAAACAAACACUUAAAAUUAAAAAAAGUAGAUGAUGUUUAUGUUGUAACAAUUGAUAAUGUUGGCUCGAAAAUGAAUGUUCUUAAUAACGAAGUAAUGGAAGAAUUUCAGUCACUUAUUCCUGCAGUUCAAAAUGAUCCAUCAAUUUCAUCAGUGGUUUUAAUAUCAGGGAAACCAAAUGUAUUCAUAGCGGGAGCAGACAUAGAUAUGUUAGCAGCUGCUAAAACUAAGGAAGAAAUAGUGCAAAUUUCAAAAUCAGGUCAAAAGAUUUUACAGCUCAUUGAAGACUCUAAGAAACCUUUUAUUGCUGCGAUUAAAGGUUCCUGUUUAGGAGGUGGAUUAGAAGUAGCCUUAGCUUGUCAUUAUAGACUAGCAAUGAUGGAUAAAUCUACAAAACUUGGGUUACCUGAAAUCAAGUUAGGGUUAUUACCAGGUGCAGGAGGUACUCAGAGAAUGCCCAAGCUUGUUUCACUUCCUAAUGCUAUUGAAAUGUGUUCAAGCGGCAAAGAAGUGAGAGCUGACAGAGCGAAAAAAAUGGGAUUGAUUGACAUGGUAGUUAAGCCCCUAGGACCUGGACUUAAGCCAGCUAAUGACAGAUUUUCAUAUUUGGAAGAAGUAGCUGUUUUCAUUGCCAAAAAAAUUGCAUCUGGAGAAAUAAGCCUGGAUAGGGAAUCCAAAAAAGGAACCAUUCAAAAACUAACCGAUUCAGUUAUGGGAAUAGGUUUUGUAAAAAAUUUAAUUUUUAAUAAAGCUAGAGAACAAAUUACAAAGGCAACCAAAGGAUUUUAUCCAGCUCCUCUUAAAGCUUUAGAGGUUAUUAAAAAAGGUGUAGAAAAUCCUGAAGAAGGAUUUCAAGCAGAAGCCGAAGCUUUUGGAGAAUUGGCCAUGACCCCACAAUCAAAAGGUUUAAUUGGACUUUAUUACGGAAUGAAAGCUUGUGAGAAAAAUCGAUUUGGAGCUCCUCAAAAAGAAGCAAACUCUAUAGCGGUAAUUGGUUCCGGUCUGAUGGGAGCAGGUAUAGCACAAGUUACGGUAAAUAAAAAAAUUCCUUGCGUCAUGAAAGAUGUUAAUGAAAGUGGAUUGCAACGAGGUUUGGCACAAAUACAAAAAAAUUUUGCAACUGCUGUGAAAAGAAAACAAUUGUCUACAAUGGAUCGCGCCUUGUAUUUGAGUCAUCUUUACCCUACUCUUUCUUACGACAGAUUAAAAGACGUAGAUUGUAUAGUAGAAGCUGUAUUUGAAGACUUAAAUAUUAAACACAAAGUUAUUAAAGAAAUCGAAGCUGUGGUGCCUCCUCAUUGCGUUAUCGCCACCAAUACCAGUGCUAUUCCUAUCAGCAAAGUUGCUGAAGGCAGUAGGAAUCCGUCUAAAGUUAUAGGUAUGCAUUACUUUUCUCCCGUUGAUAAAAUGAUGCUACUGGAAAUUAUAGCAACCAAACAAACAUCAAAAGACACGUGUGCUGUAGCUGUUGAUGUGGGCCUGCGGCAAAAAAAAUUAGUUAUUGUAGUAGGUGAUGGUCCUGGAUUUUAUACGACAAGAAUUUUGAGUGCAAUGUUGGCGGAAGCUCUUCGGCUUUUACAGUUAAAAAUUAUUAAAUUUAUUUUUUUUUUACAGGAAGGAGUUGAUGUAGUAUCACUAGAUAAACUGACUGAAAAAUUUGGAUUUCCUGUAGGUUGUUCUACGUUGGUCGAUGAAGUUGGUAUAGAUGUUGCCAGCCACAUUGCUGUUGAUUUAAGCAAAGCUUUUGGUACACGAUUCGGAGGAGGUGAUCCAAACAUUUUGAAAGAUUUGGUCAAUGCUGGAUUUUUGGGUAGGAAAUCAGGGAAAGGAUGUUUUGUUUAUGGAACUGGACAAAAAGUAAAACCUGUGAAUUCAGAUGCUGUUACUAUAUUAGAAAAAUACAAAACGACUCCUCCAGCACCUUUAGUAGAUGAAGAUAGUCAAAUGAGAUUAGUAGGUCGUUUUGUUAAUGAAGCCGUUCUGUGCCUUCAAGAAAAUAUUCUAGAUAACCCGACUGAAGGAGAUAUUGGUGCAGUUUUUGGAUUAGGCUUUCCACCCUUUACGGGAGGUCCCUUCCGAUGGUUGGAUACAUACGGAUGUGACAAAUUCGUUAGCCAAAUGGAAAAAUAUGCGGCUCUUUAUGGUGAAUCUUUUAAGCCAUGUCAAUUAUUAUUGGAUCACUCAAAGGAUUCUUCAAAGAAGUUCCAUAAAAGGUAA